AUGCUGGUCUCAAGCUUUCAUCGCUAUCAAGUAUGCUUUCUUUUGAUGUUUGUGAAGCUCGGUGCAGGCCUAAGAGUUGACCGACGUCAAGACUCAAACGUUGCUUUCAAUUCUUCAUCAAUAUCUACGGAGUCAAGCUCAACCUCCUCGUCUUCGUCCCCGAGCUCAACCACGUCUUCAUCGAGCGCGUCGUCGACUUUAGAGCUAACAGUAAUUCAAGAGGUCACUGCAAAUGUCAUCCCAGUGGAACUGAAAAUCUCUUCGACUUCGUCGGUUGCCGCUCUUGCUAAUAGGCCUCUGGAUAACGUCGAUUCGGACGCAAGGAAGGCGUCGACGACAACUUCGUCUGAGUCAUCAAGCGAUGCUUCGCAAAGCACGUCAGAUAACAAAGACCGUACCUCAACAAGCCAACCAAGUUCCUCAACAUCUGGAUCAACUACCUCAACAAGCGCGGGUCGCGUAAAAACACCCACAAGCAGCGAUCUGGCAACUAUCACUACUGCUCCUGAGCCCAACUGGCACGAUUGGGCUAUCUUUCCUUGGGGUAAUCAUCCUCAAUGGAAUGGCUAUCCGUGGGGGAACUCUACAAUACCCAUCAACACUUGUUGGCACGAUGGGUAUCCAGGUAAAGAUGAUAGUCCCUGGUGGCCAGGAUGUCACGUCAACGCCUGGGAGGUCAUUGUCUCAUACUUCCCGAAACAAAAGGGAAAUCUUACGUACCCCACUACACAAUACGUCCCGGAUUUAGGAAUUACAAUGUCAUCGCCAUCAAUAUAUCUCAUUCUUAAAACUAUAGAAGCGACCAAUGGCUGUGGGCGUUUGGGUCCUACUUACGCUAACCGGGUUGUGGAGAUGGCGCCGGAGUCUGUUUCGACUCUUCAGCUGUACGACAACGUGUCUGCACAAAGCAUGAUCGGUGAACCCCGCAUGCUGGAUGUUGACGAUAUUGCUACCGGUUGCGAUCAUGCCGCUUUCAUAGGGAGUACUCUUACCACCGGAAAGGACUGGACUAAACGUCCAAUGGCGUCCGACAGUUUCAACCGGUGUAGUCCUCGAAUUUCGUGGCCACCACAGAUUAAAUCACUGGGCUAUAAAUACUGGGAACAUUGCAUGAUAUCGAACGAGGAGUAUGGCUUGUUUGACCCUCCUGGAGCUGUACCACCAAUUACUGGCGGUCUUCUUCCCUCCCCUCUACCUCCAGCUCCUGCUCCGAUCCCAUCAACGGUUCCAGCAGCUCCAGCUCCAAGUAUCCCUCCACCAGUCGUAGUUCCAACUCCGACACCUACUCCAUCAUUGGCUCCAACUCCAGACCCUAGUCCAGCACCGUCUGUCGCUGACCCACCUCCUCCGCCUGUUCAGAACACGCCACAGCCACCAGUUGCGACUCAGGAACCACCGAAUACAACACCUGUUCCCCCUACACCUGUAUUGCCACCUCAACCAUCGUCCGUCGAAGUCGUUACAACAGUAAACAAUGACCCAAAUAGCGGCCAACCACAACCUCCAAACGUCGUGCUUCCAAACGGGUCUACGGCAAGUUUAGGAGUACAAGUUACCCUUUCCAGUGGUUUUGACAAGCCUGUAGUAGUAUCUGUAGGCCCUACGGCUAUAUUUGUCGAAAGUGACAAUGUUGUCAACACGGCCAAUGUAAACCCACCAGGUCCAGGGAUAGUCACACCGACUCCUGUUCCGAACAAUCCUCCAGAUACAAUAAAUCCUGUAGCUAUUGCUACAGUUGCAGGAGCCACCAUAUCUGCUGCUCCUGCAGCUUCGACAAUUUUAUUUCAGUCUCAAACGCUCGAAUUGGGUGGACCAGCAAUCACAAUGGAAGGGACAAAUGUCGUUGCAACUUUUGGAAGCCAAGGAUUGGUAGUCCAAAGUGCUGGGGGGGCUGUAUCAUCUUACACUUUACCAGUUGCUGGGCCCGCAGUCACAGGGUCUAUUAUUGGGACAGUCCAUGGUAGCGCUCUCACAGUUGCGGCAUCAGGGAGCCUGGUCAUCGUCGGAACUGAAGCUUUAGUAUUGAACGGACCACGAGUGACUCUGUCAAGCAACGAGGUAUUGAGUUUGGGCUCGGACGGUGUGGUUGUGCAGGUUCCGGGCGGAGGCGUGGAGACAUUCACGUUGCCUAAAGUAGGAAGCACGACGAGUUCAUCAACCAGCUCUGCAGGACCUGGUGUGCUUAUAGCCAACACAGCAGCGAUGACGGCCUCCAGCACAUCAACAACCCCCAGCAGCGUGGCUCAAACUGUCGAUAACCUCGUUCAGCCUACGAAUGGAGCAGCUCAUACGGAAAACACUCUGAUAUUCGUCACUGGCGUAAUAGUCCACUCUACCAGUGUUAUUGCUCAACAGAGCUUAACUAAUACCUCAAUCUCAUUGUCAUCGAAUACAACGGUCGCUUCACCCAGCAUCUCUCGGUCAGUCAUCAUCGGAGUGCCAGUAACAAGAUCUUCUUCCACCACCCCUCUGUCCAUCGCUCCACCCAGUACAUCCUCAACUCCGCCCCCGAAAACAGCAGCACCGGGCAACGGAAACAUACUAGGCAUCCCACCAACAAGCGCUGCUUCAACCUACCUGCUAUCUUGUAAGAGUAUAAUGGCUUUGUUCGCUGGAAUCAGCGUCGGCGUACCAAAAACUUAA
Glarea lozoyensis ATCC 20868 is the source of this 2643-nucleotide messenger RNA. RefSeq lists its product as uncharacterized. The coding region runs from base 1 to 2643 and encodes 880 amino acids. The record is from RefSeq and is a predicted model, not a curated record. Lineage: Eukaryota; Fungi; Ascomycota; Leotiomycetes; Helotiales; Helotiaceae. The transcript has 8 exons.